UAUCUUAAAAUUUACCAUUAUUAUCAUAUUAAUACGUUAAUCUUCGAUGAUUUCUGGAAGAAAUUCUGUAACAAUAUAAAUUUUAAUAAUAAUAAUAAUAAUAAUAAUAAUAAUAGGCUGGACGUGCCUGACAAUGAAUGUCGCGCACUUGUCGUUGCAAGACAAAUGGGACUUUUUGACAAAAUAUUCCGAACACUUUGUCUGGACGCCGCAAACCGCCAACUAUUACGUUCCAGAAAGCUCUGCUAAUAUUAUUGAUGAGACAAGGAAACUCGGAGAAAUUUUGCAGCCUAAACUCGCUAACGAGAUCGAGAAACCUCAGCCAAUCGCACUAUUUCUUCUCUUGGAGGACAUGCGAGCAUUCGGAAGCGACGUAGUGCCUGGUCUGUCGCCCUGCUGGGAUCAUGUAAUCUACGUGGUGGAAUCACGCGAUGUUCCUCUAGAUCCCAAAGAUGUAAGAGCAAAUUUCAAGAUUAUCUCUUAAGGUGAAGCAACAAUUUAUGUAGACAGAAUAGAACAGAAAUAGAAAAAAAAUAAAAUUUCAAAAGAAAAUGAGCCU
Molecule: messenger RNA, 559 nt
Organism: Pogonomyrmex barbatus (red harvester ant)
Lineage: Eukaryota; Metazoa; Arthropoda; Insecta; Hymenoptera; Formicidae
Source: RefSeq, a predicted model, not a curated record